AUGUCAGAUAUGGAUCAUACAUUCCUUACAAGACAAACUAAACAGAAGAGUUCGUUCGAACAGAAGUAUCUCGAACGCUUUGGCGGAACGAGCGAAAAUUCUCUUGCACUUCCAUCGUUAUCUCCACAAUUAAUUAAGAAAAAGCAAGAAAUGGAAAAGACGAAUGCCGAACUGGAAGAAGCAAGAACAAAGUUCGAAGCUUGGAAGACAAAUUUCCAAAGAAAGAAGAAAGAAUUAGAUGAAAAACAACAUACUCUUGAUAUUCAAAAGGCAAAUCUCCGUACUUUUACUGAACACCAUAGUGGUGAAUUAGAAAAGGCAAGACGUCGUGAAGAAGAAGAAAAACAGAGAGCAAAAGAGAUUGAAGCUGAGUUAGAGCAAUUAGCUGUUGAAGAAGAAGAACUCAAGAAGCAAAAUGAUGAAUUAAAGGCUAAAUUAGAGCAAUUGCAGCCUUGUGCAGAUUAUUUACAGGCUGUUGCCAAUAAAUCACGUAAUUUCGAGAAUGUAGAAGCUAUACUUAACAGACAUCAAUCUUUGGCAGCUACUCGCCAAGAAUAUGUUGAAAAAUUCCAAGAAUUAAUGUCUAGAUUUGGUACAGAAGAGCAGGAGCUCAAUAAAGAGCUGGAAACCAAACGAGCUUUGUUAAUUGACCGUACUAUGCAGCUUAAUGAUGGUCUUGCAAGAGUUAAUCAAGCAAAGAAAUUAAAUCAAUAUAAUAAGACAUCAUUAUACAAAGAUAUACAGAGAGUCGAAGCCAAGAAUACAGAACUUGCAGAAAUUAAGUCUGCAAUUCAAACAAUUUACAACAGAGCUUUAGAAAAAUCAAAUCAAGCAUCUCAGCAUUCUAAAACAGAAAAAGCUCCUUCAAUUGAAUCUAUGCUUCAAUUUAUUGAGAACAGAUUUAAAGAUCUCAGCGGAAUCCUUAAUGAUCCUAAUAUUGAAUACAUCACUGCUGCUCCUCGAAGAGGCAUUGUAAUCCAACAAGCUGUUUAA
This is a messenger RNA of Trichomonas vaginalis G3, 993 nucleotides long. Its product is annotated as DUF4200 domain family. The transcript has a single exon. NCBI's taxonomy places the organism in Eukaryota, Parabasalia, Trichomonadida, Trichomonadidae. Bases 1 to 993 code for a protein of 330 amino acids. The record is from RefSeq and is a predicted model, not a curated record.